CGCUAAUUUGCAGACGUCAACCGUGAGGUAGCACGACCUUCUACACUGUUUGGAUUCGCGUUGAGAUGGUGGGACACCUGAUUGUCCCGUUUUUGUUAGCAUACUUCUCCCUUAUUGAAGAUGUCUUAACUGCAGAAAAUAAUCCAGCAUUCAUUGGCUAUGUAACCGUUAAGGAUAAAAGUCACUUCCGCACAGUUUUCGAGAAGCAAAUCAACAGAUCACCGACCAACCCUUCUGAAUUAUAUUAUGCCAUUCUUGGCCUUCAUUCUCUUGGUGAGAAGAUACCAAAUAUAGAUGCAAUUUGUUCUGCACUAAACAAACCUAUCACGAAUCCAGACUUGGCUUUCUAUGCAAGUGUGGGCCAAAAGAUCUUGGGCUCCGCUAAAUGCAAGGUAUCAAUUCAAGAAGUCGAAAAACUAUCCAAACAGUUGUUGGCUCAAGAUAUAACGAUUGAAAACUUAUAUUUUGUAGUUUCAUCCAUGAAAAAUCUAGGAAUAAAAAUUGAUACUAAUCAGGUUACUGCAACAGUCAACAAACUGAAAGCUAAGGACAACACUCCAACAACGUAA
Molecule: messenger RNA, 569 nt
Organism: Trichobilharzia szidati
Lineage: Eukaryota; Metazoa; Platyhelminthes; Trematoda; Strigeidida; Schistosomatidae
Source: the annotation of a GenBank genome assembly